Messenger RNA from Rotaria sp. Silwood1, 381 nucleotides. NCBI's taxonomy places the organism in Eukaryota, Metazoa, Rotifera, Eurotatoria, Philodinida, Philodinidae. The record is from the annotation of a GenBank genome assembly.
AUGACCAUUAAACAUGCUACUGGAAUCCAUCAUGUCGAAUUUCAUACGACACGUCCACAAAAUUUGAUUGAUAUAUUUGUGCAAACCUAUGGUUUUGUUUUAUCAGCCACAAGAACUACAUGUGACUAUUCUCAGUGGCUUUUGGAAUCAAGUCAAUGUAAAUUGAUUAUAUCAACGACAACAGCAGUAGCAGAAAAAACGACGGAAAUGAAUUGCAGUCAAAAUCAUUAUGAAAUUUUAACACCAUUGCUUGGUGAUGAAACAACACGAAAUUUGGUGAUCAAUCGGGAUACUGCAUUCAAUAUUGCUUUAGCUGUUACAUCUGUUCAGUCAGUGCUCGAUCGAACAUCAGAUGCUCAAGUAAGUCCAAUUUAUAACUGA